GGGUUUAGACAUUUUUGUUUUUCUUCUUUAAACUAUGUUAUACUUUUUAUUAGUUAUUAUCCAUUGCAUUUCUACAAAAAUAUGUUAAAUUUGCAUUCAUGUAGUUAUGUCACUUGUUUCUGAAUUUAUGUUCUUUUCUUUCUUUUGGGUCAUGCUUUUGGUUGCUGCCCAUAAUUUCUCGUAUGCGAACCCUUCCUUUGAAGAUUUAUGAUGGUCCCUUAUCAUUUUGUCAUGAUGUCCAUGUUUUGAUUUCUAUUGCAUUUAUAUAAAUUAGGCUUAAAGAGACAGGAGAUCCUGUAUGGUAGAAUGCUGGAAAUACAACUGGCCGGAGUAGUGAAUGGUGGAAAAAUGACACAAACUCUAGCUAUGGCUGGCCAUUUGUCGUUGAACACUCUGAUUUUAAAUGUCAAACUGUUUAUGAAUUUUUUAUUCUGGCAACUUUAUGUCGUAUGCAUUGGAUGCUUUUGCGAUGAAUUUUGUUUCAGUUCUUUUAAAUAGCUUGCAUUCCAUAUUUCUAUGACUUUGCCUUCAUAUCUUGAUAUUAUCUGUUACAGCAAUCAUAUGCCUUAAUAAUCUGUUGAAAUUACAUUAAUUGAUUCAAGCAUAUUAUGUAUAAUAUUUUAUUUACAUCACAAGUGAUCUUGCUUUAAAUAUUUUUUUGGUACUCAUUAAAGCAUCCUCCAUAGGCUCAGCACACAGGUUACAGAGGUUUUGCUGAUACUAGAAAGCAAGUGGAGCAGAACAUACCAUCGGGAAAACUAUAUAGAUUGUGGAAUCAAAAUUCUCAUAGAGGAGGGUUUACUCGGAAUUUGGUUCCUGGUACUCCGAGAAAGAUCAAUACCAACAAAAUCAAGUGGAUGGUAUAUGAGUUCCCUCUUGUUUCUUGAUUGAUUUAGUCAUAACAGAUGCAGGAAUCAGUCACGAAUUCCGCAUCGUAAGGGACAACAGAGUGAGCCAAAAUGUUAAUAAGGAUGCUUUGCAAGAAGAAAAUAAGCAAUUAGUUCCUGGCAAUGAGCAAACUAUGCCAGAUGUUCCAGAGAAGAGCUCUACCAGAGUUCCCUCUGAUCAAAAGCACUCUGUUUCUGCAAAUUCAGACGAGUGUCUUAUAUCAGCAUAUUUUGAUGAGUCCAGUCAUGUACCUGAUUAUGUCCAAGAUGAAAAGUCAAGUGGUACAAAAAGUCCAUCACAACAGGACAAGUGUGAAGCAAUAGCAUCCGUUGUACAGAAUGAAACACAGACUUCAGGGUUACCAAAUAGCUUUAUUGGGAUGUCCUCUUCAUCUUCAGAUCCAGUUCAUGUUCCAUCUCUUGAUUCUGCAUCAGCUGGUAAAGUGGGGGCUAUUCAGCGCGAAGUUGGAGUAGUUGGCUUUCGAAGACAGACUUCUGAUCAUCCUGAAAAUCGUUCAUCUGUUUCAAAUAGCUUCCUCUCAAGUUCUUUAUCAGGAAAGAAUAUUUGUUUCUCAGUGGAAUCAACUGGACAUCAGGCUUACACAUCUAAGAGUCAUUCACUAAACCAAAUUUCUCCAUCAGCCGCCGAUCUGUAUAGCAUGUCCUUAAGCAUACAAUCACAGGGUUUCUACCACAAUAGCAGAUUACACCAACAGUCUCUGAGUCAGCAGAAAGCUGUUCAGCCCAUCAUGAAGUGGAAGCCUAAAACUAGACCAAAACCCAAUAUUGUCAACAAUGGUGUGCCUGGAAUUACUUCAGCUUCUCCAUCUUGUGCUGUUAGUUCUUGUGUCUCACGACCAGUGGGAAAAACCAGAUCUGAGAAAUUGUCACAAGAUUGUAGUUUGGAUAGUCAACAUGUGAUCAUACCACAGCAUCUUCUAGUGCCACAGUCAGAGUGCAUGCAGCUGAUAUUUGGAAGUUUUGGUACUGGGUUUGACACAUCCAAGGGGUUUGCCUCUGUUCCUCAUCAAUCAGGAAGUGCAGAGCAGUUGGAUGACGAACCUUCUGACAGUAUGUUUGCACCAGUUCCAGUGGAAAAUGUAAUUUCUGCAGUUUGCAGGGACAGUCUGCAUGACCAGUCUAGUACUUCGCCAUGUGGCUCUUCUGUGUCAGCUGCAGAAUCACAGGAGCCACCACCUGAAAAUAAUGGUUGUGUAAGUCCUCAAACUAUUCAGACUUAUGAUGAUAUUAGAUUGGUGGAGAGCAACAGCCCUCCUUUCAAUACACAGGAAGAGCAGCAGCUACAAAAUCCUCAUAGCUUGCCAAGUUUCUCAGCAUAUGACAACCAAAGUAGUUAUGAUGUCCCAUUUUUCAAAACAGUAAUGCAAGAUAAUGUACAUGCUCAAGGUUCAACUUCAUCAUCAGAGCAGGUCUUGAGUUUUCAUGCCGCCUGUAGCAGUUUUUCUAGUUUGGCCAUGGCACAGCAGCAACAACUUGUUCAGCAGCAGCAGCCGAUUGUGCAGCUGUACCCACAAAUUCAUAUGCCCCAUUUUCCAAACUUUGUGCCUUAUCGUCACAUUAUUUCUCCAGUUUAUGUUCCACAAAUGGCCAUGCCAAACUAUGCCAGCAACCCUGGGUAUCCUCAUCCCUCCACUGUGAAUAGUUAUGUUCUGAUGCCUGGAGGAAGCCCACACAUACUGGCAAGCAAGUGUGCAACCACACAGUAUAAACCAAUUGCUGCUGGCAACCCAACCGGGUGUGGAACCUACACCAAUCCUGCUAGUUUUGCCAUCAGUUUCCCUGGUGCUGUCAGUAACACAACAAGCCAAGAAGACUUGAACAGUGUCAAAUACAAAGACAACAAUGUCUUUGUUCCAAACCCACAGUUGGACACAUCUGAUAACUGGAUUCUGACGUCACGAGAGCUUCCAAACUUACAGUCAGCACCAUAUUAUAGCCUAUCAGGGCAAGCACCACAAUCAGCAUUCUUGCCUGCCCAUGCUGAUCAUGCUGCUUUUAAUGCCACACGAAAUACUUCUCAUGUGCAGUACCCAGGCUUGUACCCUCAACCUCAGCCAACCUCCAUGGUGAAUUCACAUCACUUGCUGCAGCAGCAGGUCCCACCAGCCAUAGGUGGGAGUCUUGGACUCGGCAUCGCAUCUCCUGGGCCACAGGUUGGUAACCGUCAGCAGACCCAGCUUGGACACCUCAACUGGGCAGCCAAAUUUUGAAGGAAGAAAUCAGUUUGUUGUUAGGGCUGAAGUAGGUUUAUAUAUGCAUAAAUGCAUAAGUCUUGUUUGUAAUGGAAAACAAGCUUUUCACAUUUUAAUAACUGGACAGUUUUUCUGAAUCAGUAGAGCUUUACUUCUUGUUUUCUUUUCA
Musa acuminata AAA Group (dessert banana) is the source of this 3269-nucleotide messenger RNA. RefSeq lists its product as uncharacterized. Lineage: Eukaryota; Viridiplantae; Streptophyta; Magnoliopsida; Zingiberales; Musaceae. Gene Ontology annotation, molecular function: protein binding. The record is from RefSeq and is a predicted model, not a curated record. The transcript has 9 exons. The coding region runs from base 1022 to 3118 and encodes 698 amino acids.